AUGGCAUUAUCAGCCUUGGGAUAUUUUUGUUUAAUAACAUUUUGCAUUGUUAACAACAAUUGCAUUGAUAUUUCUUCAUUAGAAGACAUCACUGAGGCAACAUGUGUCGAAAAUUGUGAAAAUAUAACUGAAAUAUCAACAUCUGAAUUUUAUACUCAAACUAAUGAAUUCACAAAAUCCAAUUCAAAUAAUAAUAAUGAUGAUGAUUAUUCUGAAGACACAACAGAAAAUUAUAAUAUUCUUCUUCUAACAAAAAAACCACAAAAAUCACUUAUUCCAAUUGUACCACGAAAACCAAAUAAUACUGAGGCAAAUAAUAAUAAUCAACCCAUGGAAAAAAAACCUAUUAAGAUCGAAAAAACAAAAUCCGAUAUUUGUGAAUGUGAUUAUCAGGUAUCAUCUUGUGACAUAAACUGUUGUUGUGAUUUAGAUUGUACAGAUUUGCAGAUUGAAACUUUUUCCUAUUGUUCCAACGUCCAUGAAAAACUUUAUGACAACAGAUAUUGUUACAGAAAAAACUUUUUAUUUCACAACACUUCAAAAUUUAUUCUUGAAAGGGUGGCUGAGAAUUUAUUUUGCAUAGUUUAUGACAAUUUACCUCCUGUUUAUACAAUAAACAACAAUGUCAGCAUUCAAAGUGAGAAGGACUUGGAUAAAGCGAUAGGGAAAAUAGAUCCGUACAAUUUUAAAUGGGAUUUAGAAGUAACAUGGAUGGAUCCGAAAUUUCAAACAAAGGAACCUUAUCGUCAUGGCGAUACAAUUUGGAAACUUGAUAAAACUUUGAUAGAACCUCUAGAAUUAUUGCAAACUGGCUUCACGGGACUUUGUAGUUUUGUAAAAUCCAUCAAGUUUCUUGAAAAUUGGAAAGGCUCGUGUCUUCAAAUGAAUUUAUCGAAUAAUAAUUCUUAUCUAUUUCCGGAGAAAUAUAAUAAUUUUUCUAUUAUAAAAUCACCACAUUUAUUGGAUUUAAAUAAAUUCAAUCGUUAUCAGAAAUGUACAACAAUGUUGUGUGCUCCAAUAGAAUCCAACUACUGUCACGAAUCGUGGACAAAUUGUACAAAAAAUAGAACAAAUCCAACAUUAUGUUCAAAUGAAAAUUGUCAAAAUGUAAUAAAAAGUGUUCGCUAUGUGAUUAAACAUAAUGGUACAUUGGGAAUAAAUGACAUUCAAUUAUAUUUUUUCGAAGCAAAUGUAACGGGAAAAUUUUAUCAAAAUUUCCAAGUAAUAUUCGAAUGGUAUAAUGAUGAUCGAAAUAAAAGUUAUCAACGAAGUGGAAAUCCUGGUUAUACAGCGGGUAAUCCAAUUUUUAUUGCCACAUUAAUGACAAAUAAUUCCUCACAAAAUGUGGGAACAAAAAAUAUUUUUUUCGAUAAAAAUAAUAAAUAUCUAACACUACCAAUUGCCAAUUCAAAAGGUGAAUGUGACGAUAUAAAAAAAUAUACCGUGAAUUUUGGUGAGAAUAUUAAAUUAAAAUGUAAAUUUAUUCUAAAAUCGAAAUAUUUUUCAAGUUCAACAUGCGCCGAAUUGCAAAAUAAAAUAUUUCAUUUAAUGUUAAAAAAAACAUUUCUCAAUUUAACCGAUAUUAAUAAUUCAAAUAAAUUACAAAUAUCCCGUUCUGGCAAUAUUAUUGAUCGUAAUCAUUCAAAUUGGAUUGAUGUUUUUUACAAUCAAUUACCAAAACAAAUGGCAAAUGGUCGUUUAUUUGAUGAGAAAAUAUCUUGUUCUGGUUUAAUAACAUCAAUGAGAAUUGAUGUUGUACAUUCAAUUUUAUCAAAACCAGAAUUUAUCGAUAAUCAUGUUAUAUUAGGUUUUGGUGUGACAUUUUCUAAUUUAACAACAAUAACAUGGACAAAAUGUAAAACAAUUAAUUGUAUUGAUAAUUUAAAUGUUAAUAUUAUUAAUUAUGUAACAUUUCACGAUGCAUCGAAACCGUCGAAAAUUUAUUUUGCCAGUGGACCAAAUUUAGAUAUAAGUUUACCAUACGAUUUCUUUUAUCCAUUUCUCAGUAAUUCUAAGGGAAUAACAAUUUAUUUAAAUAAUUUUCCCCUUUAUUGUUUAUUUAUCGCGUUAAUUAUAAGUUGGUAGAAAUUUAAAUUAAUAUUUAAAAAAAAAGAAAUGUGAAAAAAAGAAAUAAACGCACAAAGUAAU
Messenger RNA from Leptopilina boulardi, 2148 nucleotides. RefSeq names its product tectonic-3. The transcript is spliced from 5 exons. Bases 1 to 2085 code for a protein of 694 amino acids. NCBI's taxonomy places the organism in Eukaryota, Metazoa, Arthropoda, Insecta, Hymenoptera, Figitidae. The record is from RefSeq and is a predicted model, not a curated record. Gene Ontology annotation, cellular component: ciliary transition zone. Gene Ontology annotation, biological process: cilium assembly.